Messenger RNA from Ectocarpus siliculosus, 1749 nucleotides. The record is from the annotation of a GenBank genome assembly. Lineage: Eukaryota; Phaeophyceae; Ectocarpales; Ectocarpaceae.
AUGGCCGACGACGCGUGGGGUCUGGGCACGACCAUCUAUUGGCUGCUAACCGGGCGGGAAGACUACGUGCCGGGAGCCCAAGUGCAGAGCACGUGGGGUGGAGACGAGGUCGACAUCGACUACGAGAGUCCUGCUCCGGCCCAUGGAAACCGCGAACAAUCCCAAACAAGAGAGGACGGCGCACCGACUUGUGCCGGGACGGUAUGCUCCGCCUUGCCGGACCUCCUCUCGCUGGACCCCGGGAGGCGAGAGACCGCGCUCGCUAUGGCAGCAAGGCACGCACAACUCGUCCACACCAGAACCUUUGGGUCGCCGUCGUCGUCCCCCGGGGGCAACCCUCCCUUCCUUACCGCCGCGAGCUCACCCAACAAGGGUACGGGGUCAUCCCCCCCGCGCCUGCGCAAGGGGCGACGGGCAGCCUCGUCGUCGGCAUCCGAAGCCAUCGCGUUCCCAUGCUCGCUGCCGUGGACCCCCGCGGCGUUGAAACGGAACGACGGCCGCGAGGAAGAGCCUGCGACGGCGACGGCCGAAGAAGCAGAGGCUACGGCAGUAGUAGGGGGGUCCGAAACGAGCCAAGGAGGACAUGGUCCCGAGCCAGCAGGCGGUGUCGAGGGCGGCAUGGCUGGGGCGGGGGACGGCAAGGAGGCUGCGGUGAUGGCAACGGCAUCCAACGGCGCCACGGAGGAGGAGGAGGACGGGGUCGAGCAUAGCCCCUCAAAUAAGAGCGUCGGCGUCGGGGAAAGAAGCCCGACAGGCAAAAGGACGCCGAGCACUCAAGAGCCCAAGAUCGGCGACGAGACAAAGAGCGUCGCGGUCGGGACUAGCCCUACCACGAGCCCUAGAGCCACCUCCAAUAUGGUAGGCACUAGCACCAGCAGCCCGCGGGCAAGGAGCCCGAAGAGCAAGGGGACCCAACUCGGAAGCCAAGAUCCCACCGGGAGUGGUCCUGGCAUCAUCGGACAGAGGGACCCCGAUCCAGCUGGGCACUCUAGUCCUCCCAGGGAGGCUCGAGACGGAAGAAGCAGAGGCUCCAACAACGACACGGAGGUAGUACCAGGUGGUGGAGGCAUUUUCGAAGACGGACUAGAAGGGUCAGCUGGUCACCCCGCCAAGGACGAGUUGGAGGAAACUCUUUCGGUGUUCCCCUUGGGGGAGGCCGGUCGCGUGGAAGGCGGGGGCGGGAACCAUAGUCUUGGGGGAACGCAAGUCGACUUUCCCGCCGGAAUGAGCAGCGGUGACGAGGCAGGAGGCAAGGGGACGGGGAACGGCCGGGAGAGCGCGUCCUUUCGCCGUUCGGAGGAUGCCGGAAGUUUUGCUAAAGACGGCAAUGUUGUUGCACCACGCCGCCACCGUGUUGCUGGUGGCAGCGGCGGCGAUGCAGGUCCCCCUGACGGCAGCGGUGACCUUCGGUCCAGAAACAACAAGAACAAGAAGAAGAAUCGAGUCGCUCCCAUCGACUUGGUCAACACGAAAACUCGCCCACCAGCGGAGGAAGCGAGCAUCGUUGCGGGACGCGAGGGGGCUUCGACAGCGACAGCCUGCAGUAAUGGUGAUGGUGGCGGAAUAAACUUCGCCAAGAACGUCCGUCGGAGUAGUAGCGGUAGCACCCUCUUGGGCUCGACGAACGCGGCUGCCCAGAAGAAACGGCACUCGGCUGACGCUGGGGUGCAGUGCUCGCGGCCGGCCGAGUCAAGCGAUCAGUUGGUGGGGCAGGUAGCCCGAGGGGGUUGUGGAUGUACAGUAAUGUGA